This is a messenger RNA of Rhinolophus ferrumequinum (greater horseshoe bat), 1443 nucleotides long. RefSeq names its product alveolar macrophage chemotactic factor-like. Gene Ontology annotation, biological process: neutrophil chemotaxis; inflammatory response; antimicrobial humoral immune response mediated by antimicrobial peptide. NCBI's taxonomy places the organism in Eukaryota, Metazoa, Chordata, Mammalia, Chiroptera, Rhinolophidae. The coding region runs from base 33 to 452 and encodes 139 amino acids. Gene Ontology annotation, molecular function: chemokine activity; CXCR chemokine receptor binding. The transcript has 4 exons. The record is from RefSeq and is a predicted model, not a curated record. Gene Ontology annotation, cellular component: extracellular region.
CCUGAGGGAAGGAGCAAGUGCCGAUAUAAGGGAUGCAGAGGACUUGGGGAAGGCACAGUGCUCUGAAGCUUCAAAUCCCCGCGCCUCCUUCAUCCUCUCGCCGCCCUCUCUUCGCCGCAAUGAGUCUCCAGCCCAGCCGCGCCGCCCUCAUCUCCAGGUCGCUGUGCGCUCUGCUCGCUCUGCUGCUACUGACGCCGCCGGGCUCCCUCGUCAGCGCUGGUCCUGAAGCGAUCGUACAGAGAGAGCUGCGUUGCGUGUGUUUAGGCUUCACAUCCUCGAUGUCUCCCAAAAUGAUCACUAAUCUGCAGGUGAUCCCCACAGGACCGCAUUGCCCCAGAGUAGAAGUGAUAGCCACCUUGAAGAACAAGAAGGAAAUCUGUUUGGACCCAGAAGCCCCUAAGUUCAAGAAAAUCGUCCGGAAAAUUUUGAACAGUGGAAACAAGAAAAAUUAAAAGAAAGAAACAUGCGUUGGAAAAACUGCCCAGUUCUUCAGCAGAAGAGUUUUCUGGAGCUCUCAGGACCCAAUGAAGAUAAAAAGCAAAUGCUGAUUUCUCCAGGGAGUUCUGUUUCUUCAUGAAUUCCCUACUUUGAGAGAGGGAUGGGAUGUGGGACCUAGGUUUGUCUCCGCAGCUUUCUGCUCAGUUUAUGAAGUAAUUUACAUAGUAGUUCCUGCUAUUUAUUUGCUGUUAUUUUAUCUGCUAUGCUAUUGAAAUCUUUGGCGAUUGACUAAAUAGUAAACCAAGAAUCACUGGUUGUUAAUCUUUCAAGGUGACUAAUGCAUUUCUAGAAUAUAUUUCCUAGAGUGUUACUGAAAAGCCUGUGGAUUUAAUUUGUAAAUGGUAUUUCUUUAGAAUGCUACAUAUGAAGAUAAACUGCUACUCACUCUUCUCAUGAAACCGGAACUAUUUUAGUAUUGUUUUUUGGGGAAUAUGUUAAAGAGUUUCCUUACUCUUUACCCUGGUAUCCUAUUUAAGUUACAUUGCAUUAGAAAGCUAGGUGCAUCAUACAGUUUUCUGUGUAGAAUGUAUUUCCUUAUUUAGAAUUUUUAAAUAUUUAAAUUCUAUAAGGAGUAAUAUAUUCUUUUCCUAUACACUUCAGACAUUUAAUGUCUUCUUAGUAUGGCAUAAUGUCAUGACUUACUCAUUAAACUUUGAUUUUGUAUUGUAUUUAUUAACUAUUUUAUUAGGAGUACCAUAAUUUUACUCACUAAAUAUAUGUUUUGGAUACACGAAGCAGCUAGGAAAUAGGUAAAUUCCAAUUCCUUAUGGAUAAUUUUUACAGAAAUGCAUUCCUAUAGGUUUCCUUUUUUUUUUUAGAAUAAAGCAAACUUAACAGUGAUCUGUACUCUAAAAGUUUUGAAAAUAUAUUUGAGCUAUUUGAAUAUAAAUACAUCAUUUAGUUUUUUAAAAAAUACACAACACUGCUAAGAUUGGUAGAUGCUUA